AUGGAGGAUGACUUCGGCGACUUCCAGGAUUGCCCGGACAUCGUAAAGCAGCUGGAGCUGGCCAAAAAGCAGGGUGAGGCCGGUGAUGGGGCGGCGCCAAGGGCCGGUAGAUCCAAGGCCAAAGCGAAGGCCAAGGCUGCGGUCCUGAAGAUUUGCUUCAUCACAACGUGCGAUUCCCAGUGCUUGAAGGGCAAGAGAUGGUGCAAACCACAUAACCAGACUUAUGACAACAUGCAUUACCAAGCCAGAAAAGCCGGUGAGGUCGAGGCUUUGGAUGAAGCAAUGGGCAACAGCGCAACGGCAACUGCAGCCAUGGAGGAGUUCGAGGAGAUGAACCCCUCGGAUGGAAAAUGGAAGCGCAAACAGCUGAUCAAUUGGUCACAGUUCAAGCGGCUUUACUGUGUAUCCCAGAUCAGGAGAAGCCGCCAAGGAACUCGCCCGUUUGAACACGGUGAGUGGAUGAUCCGGGGCGAGAAGACCAUGGGGUGGAGCAAGUCGGCCACUCAGACUGAGUGGGACAAGCAUUUCAAGGAUCCCAGCAUUCACCGAGACAAGCUCGGCAUCGACAAGAGCGACCGCCUCUGGAUCCCGGUGAUAGAGGAGCGCCACCGGGACACCGAUCACAUCAAGUCCUCCAUGCUCGAGGAGGGCGGGGCUCAAGAGAAGCAGCUGAGUGCUGAUGACCGUCGUGUGCUCUUGGCUCAGUGCAAAAGCAACCUGCGAGAUCGUGACCCUGACAGCUUCUUUACUCACGAUGCCGAGGACACUGAGGAAACGCCGCCUCCAAAAGGAACCAAGCGUGGAUUGGAGGAGGCUGAUGAGGCUCAGACUCCGGCCGAGAAGAAGUUGAAAGCCAAGCUUGACAAGCUUUCCUCCUCAGGCCCAGCAUUCACUGCCUUCAAGAACGCCGCCGCCACCAAGGUUGAAGACAAGCUUGCAGCCCACGUGAGAACAGCACAGGUUGUGAGGGCCAAGAUGAACGAGGCCCGUACGGCCACGGAGGAGUACAAGAAUGCGCUCACUGAGAAGGAUGCGGUUGUGGAUUCAUGGCAGGGUUGUGUUGCAGCCUGUGGAGAGAUUCUGGCGACUUGGGAUUAUGAUAUCCCCAAUCCGGCAGGUGACAAUGCACAGGAGACGUUCGAGAAGUACCAGGUCAAGCUUGAGGACACGCUCAAGAGGCUACCGGAUGUGAAGCUCGUGAAGGGCGACAGCAAGCUGUUUCCGAAGGGCUACUUCGAGUGCCAGGCUCAUGUGAUGCGGGCCUGCAAGACAGCUCAGGAAGUGAACGACAUUCAGACCGCGCUCAUGAAGACGCACCUAUGUACAGUGGACUUGUUCUUGAAAUCGAUCCUGAAGAUCUGCAACGAUGCUCAGAGCUACAUCAAGCAGAAGAAGGCUUCCCAGGAUCGUUCAGAGGCCAGGAAAAAGAGACAGCAGGAGGCGGAGCAAACUUUGAAGGCGAAGGAAGCCGCCAAGAAUGCAGCCCAAAAGGCCAGGAUGUUUAGCAAGCAGGCCCACCCCAUCUUCGGCAUCAAGGAGGACUCGUGGAAGGCCUUCUUGGUUCACUCCGGCGAGAACUUUGACGUCGCCGCGAACGUGAAUAAGCCGUGGGUCAUGCGGGCAAGUGCAGCUGCUAAGACUUGGAGGAAUCACUCAGACAGCAGUGUGAAACUCUCUGAGUUUGGCGGGGCAUAUCGCAAGACUCCGUCGAUCAAGGUUGAUGGCAGGGCCAUGGCCCCUGUUUUGCAAAAGCAGGGAAAAGAGCAAGGCGAGGCGAUGAUGCAGAAGUUUGCUCCGACUACAAAGUUGUUGGACCUCUCCAAGCUUUCAGACGGGGCCCUCUUUCAGGCCAACUUGUGGUAUUGGGGUUUCGACAACAAGAUGUCUGGCGCCUUCCUGGCUCCCAAUGCUGCAUCCCUGAUCCGUGUCGUGGCUAUGGGGUCUGUGAGUAUGGUAGCCUUUGACGUGGCCAAGAUCGUGACUCAAAUGGAGGGCGUGAACAAGGCGCCAAACAGCCUCUCAGAUGUCACGGACUUUAUUCUGAGUUUGGAUGACACGUACUUCAUUGAGCAUGCUGACGAGAACCUUGGCUACGCCACGACGCUCAACCAAGAUGACAUUUGCUUUGUGCCUCAGGGCUGGAUCAUCGCGGAACAGGUCUCAAGCACAUCAUCCUUGACUUACGGUGUGAGAAAAAGCUAUCUCAUCGAUGAUGUUGCAUCCAAGAACAGUUACCUGGCAGCAGUCAAGCUGCUGAAAAGUGGCGGCGGCCGCAACACCGAGAAGAUGGAGGAAGUGGCCAAACAGUUCUCCGCGGAUGCAGUCGUGGGUGAUGGAGCUGCUCCGGCAGCUGAGGCAGCUCAGGCUGCUGUCGCUGCAUCGUGA
Symbiodinium sp. CCMP2592 is the source of this 2385-nucleotide messenger RNA. Lineage: Eukaryota; Dinophyceae; Suessiales; Symbiodiniaceae. The record is from the annotation of a GenBank genome assembly.